ACGUCACGUGGAAGCAAGUUCUCAGGAGCGGGCGAGCCCAGGCUGACCUGCCUAACUAGGAAGUGCACCACCAAAAACCUUUAACUUUCAUUAGACGGCACUCUAAACACUGGUGGUUUAUAGAAUUUUAUUUUCGUUUUAAACUUCCAUAAUGACUUCUUAUAUCCCAGGACAACCCGUGACCGCUGUUGUGCAAAAAAUUGAGAUCCAGAAGUUGCGUCAGGGAGAUCGGCUCAUCUUGGGCUUCAGCAUAGGUGGAGGCAUUGAUCAGGACCCAAGCCAGAACCCUUACUCUGAGGACAAGUCAGACAAGGGCAUCUACGUGACCAGGAUAGCUCCAGGAGGACCUGCAGAUGUUGCUGGUUUAAGAGUGGGGGACAAAAUUAUGCAGGUCAACGGCUGGGACAUGACCAUGAUAAAACAUUACCAAGCACUUAAAAAAUUAACUAAACCAAAUGAAGACAUUGUCCGGCUACUGGUAACCAGGAAGGCUCUGGAGCAGGCUGUGAGAGGAGCAAUGGGCUUAGAGUGAAAGAGCAGGACUGAUCUUGAUUCUGGUGCCGAUAUCUGAUAUCAAUAUCGUAUCUUGAACAUCAAAGUAAAUGUAAAAAUGGACCUUUAUCUAAGUUUAUUCACACUCUGUGUUAGGUACAGUGCCACUUUUGCCUCAUUCUAGGCCUUUUAUUCCAAGGGUAACUUCUUGGGAACAUUCUGAUGUUUUAUCAGUGUAUAUGGGAACACUAUCAUAAAAACUGACUCUACAUCUAUGUCCCUGCUAUAUCUUUGUAUUUUUAAGUUCUUUAUAUAUAAUAAAGACUGAGCCUCAAAUGCCAAAGCAUUUCAGAGCAUUACUCUGAAAUUACAGUAUUGACACUAUAUUUGUUCUUCACAUUCUCUUCAUGAGCAUUAUUUUCUAACCCAGGGUCUUACAGAAACCAGAUUUAUAAAGUGUUAAACAUUUCAGAUAACAUUUCUCUUGCUGUUUCAUUAUUGAGGUUCUGAUGGUAGCGGUAGUAUCUAUGCAAUGUACCAUUAUCAUGAAUUUUGUGAGAAUGGAUGAUUUUGUAAUAAAAUGUUUUUUAUAAUACUAAAAUAAAAUAAAGUAAGUCAUUAUGAA
This is a messenger RNA of Boleophthalmus pectinirostris (great blue-spotted mudskipper), 1117 nucleotides long. It is a transcript of the gene tax1bp3, whose product is annotated as Tax1 (human T-cell leukemia virus type I) binding protein 3. The transcript is spliced from 4 exons. Gene Ontology annotation, biological process: neurotransmitter receptor transport postsynaptic membrane to endosome; neurotransmitter receptor transport, endosome to postsynaptic membrane. Bases 152 to 532 code for a protein of 126 amino acids. Gene Ontology annotation, cellular component: adherens junction; postsynaptic membrane; postsynaptic density. Gene Ontology annotation, molecular function: protein binding. The record is from RefSeq and is a predicted model, not a curated record. NCBI's taxonomy places the organism in Eukaryota, Metazoa, Chordata, Actinopteri, Gobiiformes, Gobiidae.